Molecule: messenger RNA, 906 nt
Organism: Didymodactylos carnosus
Lineage: Eukaryota; Metazoa; Rotifera; Eurotatoria; Philodinida; Philodinidae
Source: the annotation of a GenBank genome assembly
AUGUGGGCGCCCACCAGAUGGGAUUCUCGUUGGGAAAGCAUCGAUGCUGUUAUUAAAAAUUACCCAGCUAUUCGUCGAGCAUUUGAAGAAAUAAUCGAAGAAGGUGGUGAUCGCUCAAUAGAUGCACGUGGUUUGAUUUUAGCUGUCAAAGAGCCGAUUUUUCUCGUAUCAUUGUGUGUUUUGAAUCGUUUAAUGGGUCGGUCCGAACAACUCAAAAGUGUUGCGAUAGACUACGGUGCUGCUGCACAGCUAAUUUCAUCUGUAACCAAACAGUUUGAGAACAUGAGAAACGAAGAAUCAUUCAAAUUGGUUUACAAUGAUGCCUUGAAACUUGCUCGUGACAACAACAUUAACCUGGAAGAAAUAAUAAGAACUCUACGACAAACGACCAUUCCAGCCCGAUUCAAGGAUUCAAUCAUUACUAGUACAAUCGGUAAACGAGAUAGAGCAGAGAAUGAAGAGAAAUUUCGACAAAUCAUUUACUAUUCGGCACUCGAUUGUAUUCUCAUUGAACUCAAUGAUCGUUUCUCCGACGAAAAUAUGCAACUAUCUAAGAGCAUCUCGGCACUGAAUCCCGAGAAUCAGACAUUUUUAAAUCUCGAUCUGUUGAAACCUUUGGCCACGCACUUGAAUCUCGAUCAUCAAACAUUAGCAAAUGAACUGGCUGUGUUAAAACCGAUGAUGAAACAGUCGAAAUGGAAAACCAUCAAUGAAGUUCUUCAUGAACUUCAUCCGUUGACCAGUGCAUUUCAGACAACAACGUCUCUUAUCAAAGGCGGCAUGACAAUUCCGGUAUCAUCCACGACUUGUAAAAGAACUUUUUCCAAGAUGAAAAUUAUCGAGACUUAUCUAAGGAAUUCCAUGACAGACGACAGGCUCAGUGAUCUUACUGUGUUGGCUGUAUAG